Molecule: messenger RNA, 966 nt
Organism: Arabidopsis thaliana (thale cress)
Lineage: Eukaryota; Viridiplantae; Streptophyta; Magnoliopsida; Brassicales; Brassicaceae
Exons: 1
Coding region: 285-464 (59 amino acids)
Source: RefSeq, marked reviewed
AUUCUUAGAAAAAUGGAUCGGAGUGAAAAAAAGUCUCGCUCUCUUCUCUCUCUAACAUUCUUCAGAGAGGGAGACUUUAUCCUUAUUCUGCCGUUCGGACGUGGUCCGAUAUCGCCGUUAGUUUAGCCGUGACACGGCUUUCCGUUGCCGCGUUCUUUGUCGUCCGGUUUCAUGCCGGCUUAUGUACCAAAUCUCCGCGAUGGUCAGCUCUCGUCUAGCACCGCUUAGCUUCUUCAGCAACGGUGGCUAGCUCUUGCCCGGCACGACCGGCUAUUCUAGCGGUCAUGGCCGGUUUAUGUUCUUCUUUAAUUUCUGAAUUUUGUUUUAGUUUUGCUAAUAAUCUCAUCGGAUUUAUGUUGGGGGUAAUAAUCUGUCAUAUCCUCGAUGGUUCUUUUCCCUCUCUAUCCUUUGAGUUUUCAAGAUGGGUUUCGCCGGAUCGUUUUUUGAACUUAGGAUUUACAUAAUGGUUUCAAAGAAAUUUUUCUCUUUUGUUGAAGGAUUGAAGAUUCUUCCGUCGUUUAUCACGAUUCCUUAAGCCGUUAUCUUUAAUUUGGAGCUUUGAUGUUUUCAUUCUGGUGCAAAACACAAGAAUCAUCUCACCGGAAUCAGCUCAACGGCGAAGGUUGUUGCCGGAAAACUUUUGAUUAUUCAUCCAGCGUGUGACGUGGUAUAUCCCGGUUGUCGACAUGUGUUCAUGGAUGGAGUUCCGAUAGAAUUUCUUCUGCAGAAGGUUAUCUAAUGGGCCUUUUUUGGGCUUUAUGUAAUUCCAAAGUUGGAGCUUUUGUUUAAGCUCUUGUAUGAUAUGAUGAUGUUUAAUAAAACUUAUGAGACAAAAAAAAAAAACUUAUUCUUAGAAUAUUUUCUGGGAAUAGCUUUGGAGGAUUGAGAUACUCUGCAUCAAAGCUCUUUGAAAUUGCUUUUGCCUAAGUUCAGAGCUUGAGGCACUUGUAGUCUAUAAAGUUGUUG